AUGGCACAAGCAUUUGAUUGGAUUGGACCAUAUGCUAACGAGUAUGAACGAUAUCCUUCACUUGAAUUUCAAAAACAAUGGAUUCAUACUUAUUUAACAACAUUUUAUAAAAAUUCUCAAUUACAAUUAAAUCUUAAUCAUGAAAAUUUACAAUUGAAUGAUGUAUACACAGAAGAUGAUUUGAAUAAAUGGCUUCAAGAAGUGAAUUGUUUCGCUUUAGUAUCCCAUUUACUUUGGGCUGUUUGGGCAGUAAUUUGUGCUUCGGAAAACUUAUAUUCUAUGGAUUUUUUAGCAUAUGCGGAUUCAAGAAUGAAACAGUAUAAUAAUAUGAAAAAGUGGUUACCAUCAGCUUUUCAGUUACCUGCUUUGUAA
This is a messenger RNA of Schistosoma turkestanicum, 372 nucleotides long. NCBI's taxonomy places the organism in Eukaryota, Metazoa, Platyhelminthes, Trematoda, Strigeidida, Schistosomatidae. The record is from the annotation of a GenBank genome assembly.